GUUGCAACAGCUGAUUUACUUGUAUUUAUUUAUUUUUUUUACAUCUGUUAAAAUUGCAAUAUUUGCUGCUGCAAUGGAAAAAGAGAUUCUAUUUGAAGAUCUGGUGGAGCGUGCCAAUGAGAAAAUAGAGCUUGGCCAUGAACUAAUUACGCAGUUGGAAGAAUAUAGACAAAUAAAUGGCGUAGACAAAAUACAACGAAAAAUCAGUCAGGAAGUGAAGUUUCUGUUGAAGGUUAUAAAAAAUGAAACAUUAAAAAUAAAUCACGUCCAAUGCAGCAACUUAACACACUACGCCUUCUUGGUGGAAAUUCUCAAAGUACAACGUGAUGUUGUGCAUCUUGACUGUGGCUUCACUGUUGAUGGUCGCAGUAAUCCACUACGUGUGGAUAUUGUUUGUGAGAAUGGCUUAAAGUGGAUUAAAGCAAUAGCACGUAAUUCAAAAUCUUUAACUGAUGCCGCCAAAGGUGCAGCUAGUUAUGGAGCACGCAGCAUAUUAGAUCAAGCGCAAGAAUUUGUAGAUGCUAGCAUGCAACAUUUAUGCAUGUUUAAGCCGCCUAAGGUGGUAUUCUAUUUUAGUCAAAAUAUAGACAAUGCCUUAAUUGUGGAGCUACAAGAGAUUGGCGUAGAAAUAGCUUCCAUUGCAGAGCCUUUCGAAUGUGAUGAAAGUGCUGACAUUACAAACGUGAGUACGUUAAAUAUAGAUAUCACAACACUGUUGGCGUAUAUUAGUAAUGUUUGCAAUGGCAAUUGUAAUUGGAUAUUUCGCGAGGGAAUACUAACCGAACAGGCGGAGAAGGAGCGACAGGCGCCAUUAAAACCGGUAUUGGAUAAUCUAUUCAAAGACAAGCGUUUAAUUUGUUGCGAAACCGCUUACAAAUCAUUCGAAGAGAUCAUAUCACUGCUGGCAGGCCCAUUGGAACAUCAGCGUGCUAAGGAAUUGAUGCAACGUGUUGAGGUGCUACCCGAUGUGGUUGAGGUGCCCGAAGAGUUGUCUGUGAUUAAAUUUAGCGGUAAAAUAAAUCAACGUAGUUUAAAAAUUUUUGCCUUUGGCAUGCAUAUGAAAGCGGUGACUGUGACCUCGAAUAAAGCAUUCAUACGUUCGGCUAAAAUGCAGGGCAUCAAUGUGCCUGUAUUCACGCAUCAAGCUAGAGCAUUGACUGAAGCGAAAGAGGCGUCCGGCACUCCCAUACAAUGAUUGAAUAUUGAAUAGUUGAAGCUGAAAGUGAUUUUUAAGAGCCAAGUUUAAAUAAUUCUUUAUUAAGCAGAAAAUAUAUAACUGUUAAAAAUUAUUACGAAAAUGUGUAAGCUAAGCUUUAGCUUAGGUGCAACAAAACCAACUUCGAUAAUUGAAGAACUACUAGUUUUCGAAGUUGAAAAAUCACUGCCACUAAGUUCAGUUCUCUUCGUCCUCGUAGAAACUUUGCAAAAGUGCGAAAUAGCUCAUCGAUGAACUCAUUAACUGAAAACAUACAAAAAAAAAAA
This is a messenger RNA of Ceratitis capitata (Mediterranean fruit fly), 1482 nucleotides long. RefSeq names its product UPF0415 protein C7orf25 homolog. Lineage: Eukaryota; Metazoa; Arthropoda; Insecta; Diptera; Tephritidae. The transcript is spliced from 6 exons. The record is from RefSeq and is a predicted model, not a curated record. Bases 74 to 1195 code for a protein of 373 amino acids.